GGCUCUCUUAAAUGAAUCAUGUAUGCAGUUGUACAUUUUGUGGAUGAUGAAAGCGUAGAAUGUGUCCCAAAGUCAUGGCUGGAAGGGCAAUACUGCUAUUGGCCAUCCUCUAAUGCAAAGAGAAAAAUACAGAAAAUGUCCCUGCCAGACAAAGACAACUGGCAAAAAUAUAGAUAUAGGAAAAUUGGUCAAGAUUAUGAGGACUAUGAAACAGCCAGAAAGAACCUGAAAAAAGCAGAGGAAACAUCAAACCUGGAAAGUGAGGAGGAUUCGCGGAAGAGGAAGCAACCAUGAAGAUUAAUAAGCGAGUCAGAAAGUGGAACAGAUAUUGAAAGUGACAUAGAAGGUAGAAUGCCGUCUCCCCCAAAGACGAAAUUUUCACAGAGAGAGAAUCAUAAAAGACAUAUAACACCUGUGAAGAAAGCAUCAAUAACAUCAUUACAAGAUAGUUCACCACUCUCUCCAUCACCACCACCACCAUCUUUGCCAGCUAGGAAACAUGACCUAGCCACAACUUCAGUAAAGAGACAGUUGCUAAGUACAAGUACAGCAGUUCGUAGGUCUCCAAGGUCAAAAACAGGAGUUUCAAGCUUCAGCACUGAGAAAUCUCCACUGAGAGUUACAAGUACUCCAUCAGCAUCUUCAGCUGGAGCAACUAGUGAUACUGGAACAUCUGCGACAAAGAAAUCGGGAGGAAACAUUUCUGAGUUAAUCAAUCAAGUUAUUUCCAAGAUAGAUAUUCUACAGAAGGACAUAUCUGCCAUCAAAAGUCAUUUAGUGUCUUCUGUGGAUGUUGAUUUUGACACCAUUGAAAGCUUGCUACCAUCAGGAAGUAAGCUUAAUUCUGUCAGAGAGGUAGAAGACUUUCAGGAAACAUUAGAUGACAGUUCUAAGAGGAAACUGGUAAGGAAUAAAUGCAUUGUUUUAGAUAAAUUGCAAGGUGGAGAUAAUGCCGGGGAAAUAUGCAGGGCAAUAAUGCGGUCUGUGAUGACAAACAACUGCAUGAGCCAGUAUAGUGGGACCGGACAGAAAGGGAAAAUUGCCUUCAUCGGCACACUCCUGUACAAAAUCAUCCUUUCUGCUGCUCGCAAAGCAUCAAAAAAGACAAUCCAAUUUGAGACGAUCAAAAGAGAGGUUUUAGAUGUCUUACGGUUUGCGCCUUACCUUCCAGGAGGCAGUAAUUAUUCUAAAAGGAAAGGAAAGAAGUCAAAAAGUCCCAGUGUAGAGGAGUUCCCUACAGACUCCGAAUAA
This is a messenger RNA of Saccostrea echinata, 1251 nucleotides long. Its product is annotated as protein ENL-like. NCBI's taxonomy places the organism in Eukaryota, Metazoa, Mollusca, Bivalvia, Ostreida, Ostreidae. The transcript is spliced from 9 exons. The record is from RefSeq and is a predicted model, not a curated record.